AACAAACAGGAAAAACAAUUUUGUUAAUAAAAACCACAGUACAAUUAUUUUCAAACCUUAUAUAUUUUAAGUACGUCAAACAAAUGACGCUAAAUUAAUUUGAUUCAAUUUCCAUUAAUUCUUGAUAUAAAGUUAAGAAAAUUCCUAGACGACAACCUUGACUAGGGCAAGAAUAUAUUUCCUAGUUUACUAGUUGGGAUGAUUGAUAAAUCAGCUGUUCGGAAAAGUUCCACAAAUAAAUAAUCUUAUAGCCUCAACAAAAGAAAUAUUUGUUUAUAGAGAUUUGUUUCAAGAUAUCUCUAGUUAUAGUGAUAUUGAAACAUAUUCAAAUCAUAAGUCUUGGAAAAAAAUUUGUGACUCAAGUAUUUCACAUUUAAAUUGAAUGUUUAAUCGAUAAUAAUUGAAUCAAACGUAGUAAGCUUCACGAGGUCCUACGUAAGGAGAGAAGAAGGUCUCUUUAUUAAUGUUAAUUAUUUAUCUAUUAAAAAAUAAUGGAUAAAUCUACAGCUUCAGAUAUUGUUAUUGUAUCUGGAAAUUCACAUCCAGAACUUGCAGAUUUAAUAGCUAAUCGCCUUGGCGUCAAACAUGGAGGUUGUUUUGCGUAUCAUAAAACCAACCGUGAAACAAUGGUGGAAAUUGCUGACUCCGUUCGUGGGAAAGAUAUUUAUAUCAUUCAAACAGGAACUAAAGAUGUUAAUAAUAACAUAAUGGAGCUUUUAAUUAUGGCAUAUGCGUGUAAGACAUCUUCAGCCAAAAAUAUUAUUGGUGUUAUUCCUUAUUUACCUUACUCCAAACAAUGUAAAAUGCGUAAACGCGGUUGUAUUGUAUCAAAACUUUUGGCCAAAAUGAUGUGUACAAGUGGAUUAACUCAUAUUAUCACUAUGGAUCUUCAUCAAAAAGAAAUUCAAGGUUUCUUCGAUUGUCCUGUUGAUAACUUGCGAGCAAGUCCUUUUCUUUUACAGUAUAUUCAAGAGAGUGUUCCAGAUUAUCGAAAUUCAGUAAUUGUUGCGAAAAAUCCUGGAAGUGCUAAAAAAGCCACUAGCUAUGCAGAACGACUGAGAGUAGGAAUAGCUGUGAUCCAUGGAGAACAAAGGGAGAAUGAAUCUGAUAUGAAUGAUGGACGUAAUUCACCUCCAGCCAUGUUGUUAUCUUCAAGAACUAUGGAAGUCGGAGUUGGUGUACCAUCUCAUCCAGCUAAAGAAAAACCACCAAUUAAUGUUGUUGGUGAUGUCAGUGGUCGUAUUGCUAUUAUGGUGGAUGAUAUGGUUGAUGAUGUCCAAUCUUUUGUGGCUGCAGCUGAGGUUUUAAAAGAACAAGGAGCCAAUAAAAUUUAUGUACUGGCUACACAUGGACUUCUUAGUUCUGAUGCUCCAAGACUUAUUGAAGAAUCACCAAUUGAUGAGGUCGUUGUUACUAACACUAUUCCACACGAAUUACAAAAAAGUCAAUGCUCGAAGAUAAAAACAGUGGACAUAAGUAUAUUAUUAGCAGAAGCAAUUCGUCGUAUUCACAACAAAGAAUCAAUGUCUUAUCUUUUUAAAAAUGUUACCACUGAAGAUUAAUUAUUUUACAUAAUUAUUCACUUCUGAAGAUAUAGAAAUGAGAUAAAGCAAAAAAAAAAUCAUUAAGUAAAGGAAUAUAAUGAAGGCAUUUAUUUAAAAAACAAAUAAAGGUAAAGGAAUUUUCAUAAUUAUCAAAUUAUACAAAUCAAUAAAAAUUUACAAAUAAAACCCUAUAAAUUCCGUUCAACAGUUCCGUCGUGGGGACCAUAUCAAGAUUAUGUACACUUUGAAAUCUUUCUAUAAUAUUUUUAUAUAUUUUUUCUGAAAAACAUAAUUUACAAAAAAUACAACAAAAAUGAAAAAAUAAUGAGCACGAAACAUAAAAGUUUAUGUUAAAAUUUAAUUA
Chelonus insularis is the source of this 1908-nucleotide messenger RNA. Its product is annotated as phosphoribosyl pyrophosphate synthase-associated protein 2. Lineage: Eukaryota; Metazoa; Arthropoda; Insecta; Hymenoptera; Braconidae. The transcript has 6 exons. Gene Ontology annotation, biological process: purine nucleotide biosynthetic process; 5-phosphoribose 1-diphosphate biosynthetic process. The coding region runs from base 492 to 1562 and encodes 356 amino acids. Gene Ontology annotation, molecular function: ribose phosphate diphosphokinase activity; ATP binding; magnesium ion binding. Gene Ontology annotation, cellular component: ribose phosphate diphosphokinase complex; cytoplasm. The record is from RefSeq and is a predicted model, not a curated record.